AUGGAUAAAAUAUUUGCACCAGAAUAUUUUGAUAUUAUUUUUAGAUUUCUUCCAACUAAUAAAGAUUUGCAUUCUUGCCUUUUGGUUAAUAAACAUUGGGCUACAUGCGCCGUUCCAAUUUUAUGGGAAGCACCCUUCAAAAGUAAAGACAAGCAUAUUAAAUUUUUCAAAGUGAUAAAAAUCUAUCUUGCAUUUAUACCAGAUAGUACUUUUCUCAGAUUAGGAUAUAAGAGAAGAAUUCGGCUGUCGAUUGCUAGGCCUCUUUUGUUUAACUAUCCAUCAUUUCUUAAAGAGCUUUCAUAUGAUCAAUUCAUUAAUUCAGCUAUAGAAAACAAAUGCAAUAAAGAUAUUAUAAUUGAAUUAUUUAAAAUGUUUAUUAUGCAUGAAGUAAGAUUACGCAGACUUGAUGUCCAUAGCCGGCUUAAGUAUGAUACUAAUGACCCAAAAAAUUUAAAGUCAUUAGUUCUCACUCAUUUUUUAUGCACUUCAAUAUUUAAUAAAUUGACCUAUUUCAACUGCAGCUAUAAAUGGAUAGAACAAAACAUACAACUUUUUAAUGCCAUAGCGGAGAAUUGUCAUAAUAUUGAAAACCUUAAAGCUAGUAUUUAUUCUGAAAAUGAAGGAAUAGCUUUAGCGGCUCUUAUACGCUCUCAAAAGCAUUUAAAAAAGUUCUCACUGAUUGGCAGUAAUUUUGCAUCAUUUCCUGUUAAAGUUCUCUUGGAUCCGGAACAUUCACUUAAAAGUGUAACAUUUAAAGCAAUAGUUUUUUCUUAUACUACUUGUCAAUUAAAUAGUAGAGCUAUCAAUGUACUGGCUCAGUGUACAAAGAUCGAUAAAUUGAAGUUUAAAAGCUGUGACGUGCUAAAUUCAUAUGUACUUGACACUGCCUUUUCGAACUUAACAUCUUUCGAAUAUUCUUAUGAUGCUUUUAACAUUAUAAAAAACAUGCCUCUUAUUAAAUUAUUAUCUGAUCUCAUUAUGAAAAGUUGCAAUACACUUAAAAGAAUUAAACUUGAUUGGUAUACAAAUUUUCAUUUCAAUCUUAUUAAUUUUGUUGAAAUUAAUAAAUUUCAUCACGAUAUUACUCAACUUGUUGAAAUUAUUACGCACAACGUGAUAAACCUUGAAUAUUUAACAAUUCCACUUUAUUCAUUGGAACAACUUAUUCAAAUUCACAGAACUAAUACUCCAUUAAGGAGGCUUGAAAUUUACCUUGAUAGAAAAAUAAAUCUAUAUAGUGCUCUUUCUCUUUUUGCAAAUAGUCCACUCAAAAGCCCUAAAUAUUCAAUUCAAUUGUCCUUUGAUUGUAUAGAAGUUUUCACAAUCCAACUAUUGGAUCAGUUCUUUGAAUCUAUUUUUUACAAAAGUAAUCGAAUUGUUGAUGUUGUUUUACAUUUAAGUAAAAAUUCAUGCUUUUCAAUAGAGAGAAAAGAGUUACUUUUAAAAAACUACCCUAGACUUAAGAUUACUGCCGCGA
Molecule: messenger RNA, 1477 nt
Organism: Racocetra persica
Lineage: Eukaryota; Fungi; Glomeromycota; Glomeromycetes; Diversisporales; Gigasporaceae
Source: the annotation of a GenBank genome assembly